Messenger RNA from Ambispora leptoticha, 215 nucleotides. The record is from the annotation of a GenBank genome assembly. Lineage: Eukaryota; Fungi; Glomeromycota; Glomeromycetes; Archaeosporales; Ambisporaceae.
ACCACCAAUCUUCAUGUAGCUCUUCUGAGAUUUUUCAAAGUAUUAUUAGGCAUAUCACACCUUGGAUUUGUCCAUGGAGUGAAAUCUUUGUCGUAUUUAUGAUAUUCUUUCAUUCGUUGUUGCGGACAUCAAAUAUUAUCAGUGGGUUUAGCCCAAGACAAAAGAUGUCCUUUUCGUCAGGCGUCGAGGAACACGUCCACAAUAAUCCAACAUAA